AACAGGAAGUGCCUACGGAGGCCGGGCGGGCGGCAGGGCCGGGGCUGGGCAUGAGGCCGGGCGGCAACUGGAGAGCGGGCGGCGGCGAUGAGCGACAUUGUGGAGAAGACGCUGACGGCGCUGCCGGGACUCUUCUUGCAGAACCAGUCGGUUGGUGGGACCGCGGCCGCCAAGGCGUCAUUCUCCUCCCGGCUGGGCAACCUGGUUCGCGGCAUCACCGCGCUCACCUCUAAGCACGAGGAAGAGAAGUUAAUCCAGCAGGAACUGAAUAACCUGAAAGCAAUGGUUUCUGCUCCUACUACAACUCUGAAAAUGAUGAAGGAAUGUAUGGUGAGACUUAUAUAUUGUGAAAUGCUUGGAUAUGAUGCUUCCUUUGGCUAUAUACAUGCAAUCAAGUUGGCACAGCAAGGAAAUCUUUUAGAAAAAAGAGUAGGUUAUUUGGCUGUUUCUUUAUUUCUACACGAAAAUCAUGAACUGUUGCUUCUCCUUGUGAAUACAGUUGUAAAGGACUUGCAGAGCACUAACCUGGUGGAAGUAUGUAUGGCACUUACUAUCGUCAGCCAGAUUUUCCCUCGAGAAAUGAUUCCAGCUGUUCUUCCACUAAUAGAAGAUAAACUUCAACAUUCUAAGGAGAUUAUACGAAGAAAAGCUGUUCUGGCAUUAUAUAAAUUCCACCUCAUUGCUCCUAAUCAAGUACAGCAUAUCCAUAUUAAGUUUCGGAAAGCGCUUUGUGACAGAGAUGUUGGAGUCAUGGCUGCUUCCUUGCACAUAUACUUAAGGAUGAUUAAGGAGAAUUCAUCUGCAUUUAAAGACUUGACUGGGAGUUUUGUAACCAUUUUGAAGCAAGUAGUUGGAGGAAAGCUCCCAGUAGAUUUCAAUUACCACAGUGUACCAGCACCAUGGUUACAAAUUCAGCUAUUGAGAAUACUUGGACUUCUAGGAAAAGAUGAUCAAAGGACAAGUGAAUUAAUGUAUGAUGUUCUUGAUGAAUCCUUACGAAGAGCUGAGUUAAACCACAAUGUCACAUAUGCUAUUCUAUUUGAAUGUGUACAUACAGUCUAUUCUAUUUAUCCUAAAUCGGAAUUACUUGAGAAGGCUGCCAAGUGCAUUGGAAAAUUCGUUCUGUCACCUAAAAUAAAUCUCAAGUAUCUAGGACUGAAGGCUCUUACCUAUGUUAUCCAACAGGAUCCCACUCUGGCUCUUCAACACCAGAUGACAAUAAUUGAAUGCUUAGACCAUCCUGAUCCCAUUAUUAAAAGAGAGACACUGGAACUUCUUUACAGAAUUACUAAUGCACAGAAUAUAACAGUGAUUGUCCAGAAAAUGCUUGAAUAUUUACAACAGAGCAAAGAAGAAUAUAUUAUUGUCAAUUUGGUUGGCAAAAUAGCUGAACUGGCUGAGAAAUAUGCUCCUGAUAAUGCAUGGUUUAUUCAGACAAUGAAUGCUGUGUUUUCAGUGGGAGGAGAUGUGAUGCAUCCUGAUAUUCCCAAUAACUUUCUAAGGCUGCUAGCAGAAGGUUUUGAUGAUGAAACAGAAAAUCAACAAUUAAGACUUUAUGCAGUUCAGUCUUAUCUCUCUUUACUUGAUAUGGAAAAUGUGUUCUAUCCACAGAGAUUUCUUCAAGUUAUGAGUUGGGUUUUAGGGGAGUAUUCCUACCUCUUAGAUAAGGAAACACCAGAGGAAGUUAUAACCAAGCUCUACAAGUUACUUAUGAGUGACUCCAUUUCUUCAGAAACAAAAGCCUGGAUAAUUGCUGCUGUGACCAAGUUGACACCCCAAGCACACUCUUCUAAUAUAGUUGAGAGAUUAAUCCAGGAACUUACCACGUCUUUGGAUACUUGUUUGAGACAGCAUGCAUUUGAAUUAAAACAUUUGCAUGGGAAUGUGAAAUUUAUGAAAAGCUUGCUUCCAGUUAAUAAGAGUUGUGAGGACAUGGUGGUAGAUGCCUCGUUAUCUUUUCUGGAUGGUUUUGUGGCUGAACAACUAGGUCAGGGGGCAGCACCUUAUAAACCUCACCAUCAACGGCAGGAGGAAAAACUUUCUCAGGAAAAAGUUCUCAAUUUUGAACCAUAUGGACUCUCCUUUUCUUCAUCUGGUUUCACUGGACGACAGUCUCCUGCUGGCAUUUCUCUUGGUUCAGAUAUAUCUGGAAAUAGUACAGAGACAGGGCUAAAAGAGGCAAAUAGCUUGAAGCUGGAAGGUAUAAAGAAAUUGUGGGGGAAAGAGGGCUAUCUUCCCAAGAAGGAAAGCAAAACUGGUGAUGAAACAGAAGCUCUUCCAGUUCCUCAAGACAGUAUAAUAGUGGAGAAUGUAGAUCAACCUAUAACAAAAAAGGAUCAAUCUCAAGUCAUUACCCAGUCUAAAGAGGAAAAAGAAAAGCAAUUGCUGGCAUCAUCAUUAUUUGUCGGGCUAGGAUCAGAAAGUACAAUCAAUUUGCUAGGGAAAGCAGAUGCUAUUUCUCACAAGUUCAGAAGGAAAUCAAAAGUUAAGGAAACCAAAAGUGGGGAAACAACGAGUGCUCAACAUACGACCCAUUCUUCCUUUAGUUCUUCAUCAAAUAUGAAUUAUGAAGACGAUUAUUAUUUGGAUAACUUGCAGGACCGAGGAGACAAAGAAUUAAAUAAAUUUUCUCUCAAUUCAAAACUUUUGGAUUCUGAGCCACUCACAGAACUUCCCUUGGUUGAGAAACUCUCAAAUUGCAGGCUGUCUACACCCUCUUUGUUUGCUGAUAACAACAUGGAAGUUUUUCACCCUCCUCAAUCUACUGCAGCCUCAGUUGCCAAUGAAAUCUCUUUAGCUUCCUCUUUGUUAGAAGAAACUACUGAACACAUGCAUUCAGAUCUUAUGGAAGUCUGUAAUGAUGAAACCGUAUCAGUGUCUUUUUACAAAAUUUGGCAAGAUGAUUGUUUGUUGCUGGUCUGGUCCGUUUUUAAUAAGAGUGGUUUGGAACUAAAAAGUGCUAACUUGGAAAUUGCUCCUGCAGAAAAUUUCAAGAUCACCGAGCAACCUGGAUGCUGCUUGCCUGUAAUAGAAGCAGAAAGCACCAAAAAUUUUCAGUACAGUAUGCAGAUGGAAAAACCUUUUAUAGAAGGGACUCUUUCUGGUUUUAUAAAUUAUCAAGUGAUGGAUACUCAUUCUGUUCAGCUUGAAUUUUCAGUAACCUUAUCACUAUUAGAUUUCAUUAGACCAUUAAAAAUUUCUACUGAAGACUUUGGUAAACUUUGGUUAUCCUUCGCAAAUGAUGUGAAACAAAAUGUAAAGAUGUCAGAAUCUCAAGCUGCUCUGCCUUCUACUCUGAAGACCCUGCAGCAGGAACUAAGACUUCAUGUUGUUGACAUUAUAGGCAGUGAAGGGCUUUUGGCCUGUCAGCUGCUCCCAUCCAGCCCCUGCUUGCUGCAUUUCCGAGUUCAUGGUGACAUAUUAGCCCUGUGGUUCAGAUCCUCCUGCUCUACUCUUCCUGACUAUUUACUCUAUCAGUGUCAAAAGGUGAUGGAGGGAUCCUAGCAGAAGUUCUGCUUAUAUUUUACCCCAUCAAAAUAAAUGGUUUACAUAGAUAAACGUAUUUACCAAAGUAAAAAGGACUCAUGGUACUUCUAAUGAAAGUGGGGAUUAUUCAUGUUGUGGUUUUAUGUUUUCUUUAUGAAUUCCUGAUCAAGAAAGAUCCCCAAGAAACUGUAUCCCAACCUUUUACUCAGGAUUGUACAGUAUGUUUAGGUUCCAAAAAAGUGACCUAAGCUAAUGUUAUAAACUGCUAAUGAUUUGUAUAUCACUUAGGGUAGGAGGACUGAAAAUAUUUAUUUUGUUAUAAAUAAUUUUAUAGCAAAUUUACUCCAGUGCUAGCUGAUUUGUGGUAAAGCCAAGUCUCCGUUCUCUGCAUUAAUGGAGAGGAGGCAUGAACUUGAUAAUCCCAAACCUAAUUCAUAUUUGGCUUUGGAGUGCAGUGUAUGCUUUUUGGUAGGCAAGUCAUUGCUUUCAGUUAUGUUUUGCUUAGAUCAGUAUUGAACUAAAUUGGCACAGCACACACUAGUAAUUGAGGGAGAUCCAUGAGCAUGUUGGAUAUUGGAGGGGGAUCCAGUCUGUGAUACAGUUUUUAUUAUAGAUAACUAGUUAUACGUAAUUGCAGACAGUUUGACUACAAAAUUUGUUUUCAACUUGCAUUUAUUUUUAAAAUUCAAAGUGAAUCACUGUAUUCUAGUUUUAAAAAUUCAGAGCCAUUUAUAAAAUAUCAGAUAGAAAAAACCUAUAAGAGCACACAGUACUAAAGUAAACAGGUUAUAAAAGGACUUUAUAGUUAUGGCAAAUAUCUUAGUUACCACUUGGGUUUUUUUUUUGGCAAAUUAAAAUUUGUGAUUAGAGUGUAAACAGCAAAACACCUUUCCUGGGCUUUGAAUCUACUAGUACUCAGUGAUACAACCAGAAGAGUGACUAAGUAUAUCAUACAGGUUCUUCAGUAAAAUAUAUCAUUUUCAGGUUAUAGUUGUGCCUAUAUGGCCUCUGGCAGAACUAUUAAUCAGUUGAAGAGGUUAAGCGUGAUAUGAAUGAUAGACCAGAACUUUGAGAUUGUACAUUAAUGUUAAAAGCUGAAAUAACAUUUUAUAAAACCUUAUGGUGCUACAGAAAAUAUUUAUUAUUUCACUUUUUCUGGUACUUCACCAUGGAAACUAUUCAGGUAAUGUAGUUUUAAGUCGUUGCAGUUAAUAUCUGGUUAAUUGGUAUUGUUUAUCACCCAGGUGUGGAAUUGUGGUUUUAGGUUUUCUCAUUAAUCAUAGCUAUAAAGAUGCUAAGGGAAUUCCCCAAAGCUGAGAGAUUUCAUUAGUCAUUUGUGCUUAGCAUGUAUCUCCCUAAAAGUGAAAGCAACAGUUUAAAAAAUUAAUUUUCAACUUAUUAAAAAAACACUUUUUAAUUUCAUGCUUUUAAAAAAUGUAACAGUAAAACCUUCCUAUAAGAGCAGUGAAAAGUGGCUAGAAUUUCCUCCAUAGGUUUCUCCCAUUGAGUAGAAUACUUCAGAUUCAUCUUCAAGCUCCCAGACUGUCAUGAAGGGAAUGUGAAUGUUGGGGUUUGGUGUACUCUGGUGGCUAGACUCAUCAGCUUUUUCUUUAUUUCUACCUCUGUCAGCAGCAACCACCCUACCCACCAGGUUCUGCUGUUACUCUAAGAGAUAGGAAGUGUCCUGUCACUUUGCAGAGGAAUGUAGAGUGUGGCAAAAGAGGUGCUUCAAUUUUUUGUGUCUCUCCUUCCAUGUGAUUUCAUGAUCACCAAGGCUGGGUUGAGUGUAGAGCAGUGGACAUAAGGAGCCCAGAAAGCAGAUGAACAAGUAGCUGGGAGAGAUUACAUUGAGCUGCUGGGCUGCUUUGUUACAAGGGUGUUCAUUGGUGGCAACAGCAGUUUUCAUGAGAGCCAUGCUUGGUCUGAAACGCUGUCUCACCAUGGGAAAUGUGUAAUGGUAGGUUAGGGCUGGGAGCAUGAUUUUGGGUGUGCUGGGAACAUGGUGUCACUUUUGUUCUUUUUGAGCUGACUACAUAAAAAAAUGGGAUAACAGGGUUUCUACUGAAAUUUUUAGUGAAAUAUUUACAUUUUUAUAUUUUGUGGUUUUAAAAACAGUUAUAGGAAGGAGUAAAUUUUAAAGAAUUUCAGAGCAGAGUAUAUUCUGCCUAAACUAAUUCAAUAUUUUAAGUUCUAGAUCAGGCAUCACCAAUCUUUUUGGCAUUGUAAGAGAUAUACCUGAAGUAGGAAGAACAAUUUUUCUUAAUAAAUCGUCUCUUUACCUUAUAGUCAUAAUUUAAUCAAAUAAAGGGGCAGCAUCUGGGAUAACAGCUGUUGGGGAGAGGGGUGGAGGAGAGAAAGACCCAGUUGUGUGAGUUAAGUGCCAGACAUCUUUGCUGGGAAUCCAGGUGACAGGAAGUGUGAAUCUGAGGAGAAUGAAGGGAAGACAGGAGAGCCUUAAGAGCAGGUGGAGGAAGAAGGAUCAAGCUCCCACCAGAAUAGUCCCUGUGGAGUCAAGGCAGAUUAGUCUCAGGGUAACGUGGGCUCUGAGUAAGUGUCCUCCUGAAAAAACUGCAGAUAGAAGUUGAGAUACAAAGUGCUGAUGUGCCAAGCAUGCCAAGCACAGCAUAUGCUCUGCAAAGUAGGAUUGUUUAAAAAAAAUAUUCUAUCAUUUACUGAAACAAUUGUGAAAAUGCAGUAUUUUUUUCCUUUAUUAUAGUUUAUAUCACUAAUAUUUUAAAAUAUUGAGCUUUUUUUCCCCUGUGGGUAAAUGUGGUCUUUGUCUCAUGAUCGUGUUCUUUGUCUCAUGAUUUUGAGCGACCAGAAGUGCACUGAACCUAUUCACGUGUCUUUUAAGGUGUUUUUCUGUGUUAAAAUUUUAGGAGCGAAAAAUGCAAGUGAAUAACAACUUACCAAGCAUUAAUUAUCUUAUUCUGUAAUUUGAAAAAAUUCAGUUAAACAUGUAAUAAAUGCAAAGUGAUCUAUA
Molecule: messenger RNA, 6469 nt
Organism: Sus scrofa (pig)
Lineage: Eukaryota; Metazoa; Chordata; Mammalia; Artiodactyla; Suidae
Gene: AP4E1
Product: adaptor related protein complex 4 subunit epsilon 1
Biological process (GO): vesicle-mediated transport; intracellular protein transport
Cellular component (GO): membrane coat; AP-4 adaptor complex
Source: RefSeq, a predicted model, not a curated record